CCAUAGAGAGGAAUGUAAGCAUCCCUUAAUCAAAUCAUAUAUCUCUCUUGCACUCUUUAUAUCUACCGUAGUCCCUCUUCUUCUUCUGUUAAGAAAAAUGUCAAACCCUCCUUACAUCAAUGCUGCAAUUCGUUCAUCAAGAGAUCAUGAAGUGUAUUUCUUCGCCAAGAACAAGUAUGUGCGGUUGCAUUACACUCCCGGAACAUAUGAUGACAAGAUUUUAACUAAUCUCCGUUUGAUUAGUGGUGCUUUUCCAAAACUUGCAGGAACGCCAUUUGCAGACCCUGGAAUGGACUGUGCCUUUGACACUGAAGCGACUCUAGCAUACGUGUUCUCCGGCAACAAGUGUGCCUACAUAGACUAUGCUCCAGGUACAACAAAUGACAAGAUACUCGCAGGUCCUACCACUAUUGCUCAAAUGUUUCCUGUCCUCAGAAACACGGUGUUUGCGGAGGGCAUAGACUCUGCAUUUAGAUCAACCAAAGGAAAAGAAGUUUACUUAUUCAAGGGCAAUAAGUAUGUUCGCAUAGCCUAUGAUUCGAAACAGCUUGUUGGCAGCAUUCGCAACAUCGCUGAUGGGUUUCCUAUUCUGAAUGGUACCAUCUUUGAAAGUGGAAUCGAUGCAUGUUUUGCUUCUCAUAAGGACUCUGAAGCUUACCUUUUCAAAGGAAACAAGUAUGUGCGUAUUCAUUUCACCCCAGGUAAAACUGAUGACACUCUUAUCGGUGAUGUCAGGCCUAUCCUUGAUGGUUGGCCCGUUCUUAGAGGCAUUUUGCCUGUUAGCUAAACAAGCCUUCACUCUCAUGCAUCAACCACCUUAGCCUCCUCACAAUCAAUAAGGCUUUUAUUUCCAACGUUUGUUUUCUUUCUCUUUAAUGUAACAUUAGGAUUGGAAGCAUGUUUCCUUUCUUAAUGUAAAGUCUGAAUGUUUGCCUUUCCUUUCCUGUACCUACUGCAUGUUUCUUUCCUAUCUUCAUGUAAUAUGUGCACUUAAUAGAAGUGGGUGGUUUUUAAUUUA
Messenger RNA from Vigna radiata var. radiata (mung bean), 1018 nucleotides. RefSeq names its product albumin-2-like. The coding region runs from base 98 to 787 and encodes 229 amino acids. The record is from RefSeq and is a predicted model, not a curated record. The transcript has a single exon. Lineage: Eukaryota; Viridiplantae; Streptophyta; Magnoliopsida; Fabales; Fabaceae.